Messenger RNA from Oncorhynchus nerka (sockeye salmon), 2842 nucleotides. It is a transcript of the gene bcat1, whose product is annotated as branched chain amino-acid transaminase 1, cytosolic. Gene Ontology annotation, molecular function: branched-chain-amino-acid:2-oxoglutarate transaminase activity. Gene Ontology annotation, biological process: L-valine biosynthetic process; L-leucine biosynthetic process. The transcript has 11 exons. The coding region runs from base 87 to 1277 and encodes 396 amino acids. Gene Ontology annotation, cellular component: mitochondrion. Lineage: Eukaryota; Metazoa; Chordata; Actinopteri; Salmoniformes; Salmonidae. The record is from RefSeq and is a predicted model, not a curated record.
GAACAAAUGUUUAAUCUGUAAGCGGUUUAGGAGAGUGUGUUGGUGACAGAGAGCGCGCGCGCGUCUUCGGUUGCGUAUGAUUCAUCAUGGCGAGUUCUACAGCCGUCCCCCCAUCAGCAGCGAACGCUCCAUCUCUCAAGGGCUCCGGUAAAGAUGUAUCCAGCAGAAACGGCAUGGAAGACAGUGUCCACAGCUUCAAGGCGGCUGACCUGGUCAUUGAGCUGUCCCAGACCCACAAGGCCAAACCUGACCUGACCAAUCUGGUGUUUGGAACUGUGUUCUCUGACCACAUGUUGACCAUAGAGUGGACCAAUGCUGGAGGCUGGCAGAAACCUCACAUCAAGCCCUUUGGUAACCUGUCUCUCCACCCGGCCUGCUCAGCCAUGCACUACGCUGUGCAGUUGUUUGAGGGUAUGAAGGCAUACCGAGAUGCUGAUGACAAAGUGCGUCUCUUCAGACCCAUGCUCAACAUGAACCGUAUGGCCAAUUCUGCAGAGAGGGCCUGCCUGCCGGCCUUUGACAGGGCAGAGUUGGUAGAGUGUAUCAGGAGGCUGGUACAGGUGGAUCUGGAGUGGGUACCCAAGUCAGACUCUGCCAGUCUCUACAUCCGACCCACUUUCCUGGGUACUGAGCCGUCUCUAGGAGUGAAGAAGCCGUCCCGUGCUCUGCUUUAUGUGAUCCUGAGUCCUGUUGGUUCCUAUUUCAGUACAGGAGCUAAGCCUGUCUCUCUCUGGGCCGACUCCAAGUACAUCAGAGCCUGGAGAGGAGGGACUGGAGACUGUAAGAUGGGAGGGAACUACGGAGCAUCUAUCUACGCCCAGUAUGAAGCAGUGGAUUAUGGGUGCCAGCAGGUCCUCUGGCUGUACGGAGACGACCAUCAAAUCACAGAGGUCGGAACCAUGAACAUGUUCCUCUUCUGGAAUAAUGAGAAUGGAGAGGAGGAGCUGGCAACGCCCCCUCUGGAUGGAAUAAUCCUACCUGGGAUCACGCGGCAGAGCAUCCUGGAACUCACCAGGAAAUGGGGGGAGUUUAAGGUGUGUGAGCGGUACCUGACCAUGGCAGACCUACGCUGUGCUCUGAAAGAGGGCCGUGUUAAGGAGAUGUUUGGCUCUGGUACUGCAUGUGUGGUCAGUCCCGUGGGACGCAUACUCUACCAGGGAGAGAACCUACAUAUCCCCUGCCAGGACGAUUUCCCCCAGCUGGCCUCUAGACUGAUGAAGGAGCUCACAGAUAUACAGUACGGCCGGACCCAGAGUGACUGGUCUGUCCUCGUGUAACCAAGACAAAGUGGUGUGGGUAUCUGGGACACACAAACUGCAUAUGCAUAUAUGCAGACACACACACACACACACACACACACACACACACACACACACACACACACACACACACACACACACACACACACACACACACACACACACACACACACACACACACACACACACACACACACACACACUCAGUUUGAAAUCCCAUAGGGUCAGUAGCAAUAUUAUUCCACUCUAACUCUGCUCAAAUUGUGCACGACCUCCCCAUUAACACGCCCUGUCCUGCGCAGAACUGACACGCAGACGGCGCAGGUCUCAAUAGUCUGCCCUGGUGUGGCAGCCCUGCUAAAGGGUUAGCUCUAAAAUAUUACCAGCAGAAGGUUUAGAGGAGUAGCAAUGACCAGCAACUAAUGUUAAACCACUUUGACUCAGUAGACCUUUAGAAGGGUCAUGUUACGUAGGCAGAUGUUAUGUAUUUCAGUAUCGUUACAUGCACGUGUGUUGUUUGAACCCGUGUCAUGUGAAAACCUUCUUUUUGAGUGUGGCAUUUCUAUUUUUAAUAGAUGAUUUUAGAAUUGUAUUUCGCACAAUUAUAUACAUUUUAAUGUGAGCUUAAAUGACGGAGCAAGUUUAUCAUGGAACGCAGUUUAGUGCUGCUAAAAGAGAAUGAUGAGUGAAUUCAAAGAGGACACUGGAAAUAAGCCCUGAUAUAUCAGAGUGAGAGAGAUCCCUGACGUCUGAAGCUUGGAACCUAGAGUGGUAGAAGGAUACACCAACCACUGGUAUCAAAGAAAGCACAAGUCGAAGUAGCAGGUAGUAAUAUCAUUCCACGCCAGUUGCUGUGCACAAUCAGGUGUGUGAUGCUUAAUGUCAAAAUGUAUGUUAUAUCUACAAUCUGUUGAUGGUGACAUCUAAUCAAACAUAAUACUGGUCAUUUGUGUAGAGAUGUACUAUCUUGGACCAAUGUCUGCCAUUUACUGUAGACCUGGAUUGACCUAAAUUACUGUAGACCUGGAUUGUCCUAAAUUUACUGUAGACCUGAUUGACCUACAUUUACUGUAGACCUGAUUGACCUAAAUUUACUAUAGACCUGGAUUGACCUAAAUGUACUGUAGACCUGAUUGACCUAAAUUUACUGUAGACCUGGAUUGACCUACAUUUACUGUAGACCUGGAUUGACCUAAAUUUACUGUAGACCUGGAUUGACCUAAAUUUACUGUAGACCUGGAUUGACCUAAAUUUACUGUAGACCUGGAUUGACCUAAAUUUACUGUAGACCUGGAUUGACCUACAUUUACUGUAGACCUGUAUUGUCCUAAAUUUACUGUAGACCUGGAUUGUCCUAAAUUUACUGUAGACCUGGAUUGACCUAAAUUUACUGUAGACCUGGAUUGUCCUAAAUUUACUGUAGACCUGGAUUGUCCUAAAUUUACUGUAGACCUGGAUUGUCCUAAAUUUACUGUAGACCUGGAUUGACCUAAAUUUACUGUAGACCUGGAUUGUCCUAAAUUUACUGUAGACCUGGAUUGUCCUAAAUUUACUGUAGACCUGGAUUGACCUAAAUUUACUGU